UGUGUGAGCGCUGGAGCUCAGUCCGUUAUGACACUUCAUACUGUGACAACUGUAAGUUCGUUCACUCGCUACUCAUCUUGCGCUACAUUGAACACCAAGUGCUGGAGUGACCAGCUGGUGAUACAGUGGUCACCUGGUGCUCAAGCAGAAACAUCAGCUGUCAAGUCCUCGUUGACCUUCGCAUGUGACCUCACUGGGCAUAAUGAUGCAAACGUCAAUCUGUUACCUGAUGUUCCUGGUGCUGUUUGUCUCUUGUUUGUCUUCGGUAACAGGUACUAUGUUACAGCUGAGAGUCAUCAAGGCAGAGGCAAAAUCUGGCCCCGUGAUUGAGGUCAACUGGAUGGUUCCUUCUCACCACCCCAAUCUCUCCCUCACCUGGAGUGCUAUUACCUACUCUUCACAGGUGGCCAGUAAGGAGGUUGGUUGGCACCGCCCUGGGGACUCCGUUACCAGCUUCGUCAUCAAGGAGGCUCUCAGGUUUGACCAACAGUACCGGGUGUGCCUACAGUGGGAGGCACCGCAGUGCCAGCAUCAAGCUUCCAUCUGCAACUUCCUCAUCGUGCCCAAGCUUAUGCAGAGCAAGGCUCACACAGGUCCGUGGCUGUACUUGGUGAUGGGUCCAGUACACAGUAAGAACGUCACUGUGGUGUGGGGGGAGACACCCGGUCUCCAGACUCUGGAGCAGCCUCGUAUAUCUCGCAUCGGAUUCAGGAUCACAUGGAGGAGGGUGGAUGGUCGUGUGGGACAUCCAGGUCAUGCUUCCAGCCUCGCCUCCAGUAAGCAUGUCAUCAGAGGCCUCAUUCCAGGCACCAGGUACCAGGUGUGUGUCGGGGAGAUGGUGGCUGCAGAACACCAGCUGACCUGUGACGUCAUCACUACUGCCGAGGAUGUACCAGGUCCACCGGUAACUGAUAGUGGUUCGUGCAGUAAUCAAGCCCCUGGUACCCACUGGCGGUGUGACGUUGUUUGGAAUGCACCGAAAAAGGCUCACGGUAGGAUAACUGGGUACCUGGUGGAGUGGAAGGACAAGGAGGGGUACGUGUUGAUGGAGUCAGCGGUGAAAGGAGUGCUGUGUGAGCCUCGCUGUUAUGAGAGCCAAGUGGUCAACUUCCACCCUAGUGAAGUGUGUGUGUCAGCCAGGACCAGCGCCGGCCUGGGCUGGGAGAGCUGUUCACCCAUUCACG
Messenger RNA from Cherax quadricarinatus, 1184 nucleotides. The record is from RefSeq and is a predicted model, not a curated record. Lineage: Eukaryota; Metazoa; Arthropoda; Malacostraca; Decapoda; Parastacidae.